CAGUCACUAAUCGACCGAUUUUAAGAGUAUAAGUGCUGAUGAAUCUUGUGAAAUUUUCUUUGUAAAAUCUGAUCAUAAACUGCUUUCGCACGAUAAUUGCCACUUUUCUUAAAAAUUUUUUGUGGAUAUAUAUGUACAUAUAUAUCUCCCUGAAUAGUGCAAAAACCUCAGCAAAUAGAGCAAAAUGACAGCCGUUCAGAAUUCCAAUGGCAAUCUUCCAGAUAAUAAAGACUUAACCACUCAAUAUCAGUUGAAAGUACUGAAUGAUUCACAAAAGCAAUACAUACGUUCUUCCAUCCCUAUUUUGGAAUCAAAUGGUGUUGAUUUAACGAAGAACUUUUAUAAAAAAAUGCUAGAGAACUACCCUGAAGUGCGUCCAUACUUUAAUAAAGCGCAUCAGACAUCUUUAUCUCAACCACGGAUUCUAGCAUUUGCGUUACUAAAUUAUGCUAAAAAUAUUGAUGAUCUUGCUCCGCUAUCGGGAUUUAUUGAUCAAAUCGUAAUGAAGCAUGUCGGUUUACAAAUUAAAGCAGAACAUUAUCCUAUAGUUGGAAAUUGUUUGCUAGCUACAAUGCAGGAAAUGCUUGGCAAAGACAUUGCUACUCCUGGUUUUUUAGAAGCUUGGGCUAUAGCUUAUGGUAACUUGGCGAAGAUUCUAAUUGACUACGAAAGGAGUGUGUAUGAAAACCAACCAUGGAACGGCUUUGCUGAAUUUGAGGUGGUAAAACUUACUGACGAGUCUUUGGAUGUAAAGUCUGUUUAUUUGGCCCCAAGGAACAAAGAGUUCAAAAUUGCUUCGGCUUAUCCAGGUCAAUAUAUAACUGUUGCUUGGAAGAUACCGGAGUUACCUCAUGAAACUCUCAGAGAGUAUUCUCUAUCCAAACAUCCGGACACUCAACAUAAUAUGUACCGCAUAUCUGUACGCCGCAUCAAAGAUGGUGUUGUUUCUAAUUAUGUCCACGGCAAAUUGAAAAAAGGCGAUUUAGUUGGGGUUAGUCCACCAGUCGGUAACUUUAAAUACAGAAAGGUAGAAGGAAACCAAAAUAUCCCGAUUCUAUGUUUCGCCGGCGGAAUAGGUAUAACUCCGAUCAUAUCUAUCAUUGAAACCGCUUUACUAGACGGGAGGAUGGUUGUUUUUUGUUUUUCUAAUAGAACAUACACAUCUCGGCCUUUUAAGGAUUGGCUUUUACAAAUUAAGGAGGAGUAUAAAGAUCAAAUCAAACUUAAAGAGUUCUUUUCACAAGAAACUCAUGUUCGCAAAGAGGAAGUUAUUGACGAGUUAAUGACGCGUGUUUUGAAUCGAACAGAUAUUGAGAAGCUCAUUUCUGCCGAUUGCGACAUAUACAUGCUUGGACCCAAUAGCUACAUGCGGUUCAUUAAAGAAGAACUUCUGCAACUCGGGGUGAAGUCGAACAAAAUAGCAACAGAAUUUUUUGGCCCAUAUUCUCCUUAAUUGUGUUGUGAAUACCAUAUACCUGAUUAUUUUAUGGGAUUCCAUAUCGGAAGGAAUGAAAAAAAGUUUCAUAAUCUGACAAGCUGUUGUUGAACAUAAUAUAUAUAGUACUAUAGGGCAGAUGCCAUUAGGGAAUGUUAUAAUUGCUGGACAAUGGGUAUGCUUCGAAUUCGUGAAGAAUGAAUUGAAGCAUAGUAACAUUUGGCAAUAGAUAAAUACCUCCUUUUGUGCAUCGAUUGUAUUUGGAUACUUUCGUUUAAUGUCUAUCCAUUCCAUUAAUAAUACUAUACAUCAAAAAUAGAAUAGAAUAAAUGUUGGAUUCGAAGGUACUCGAAGUCCAUAUUUUCUUGACCUUGCUCUUCGAUAUGUUUCAAUGAUACACUGACCUUAAGAAGACGUAAGUUUUGACGCCUUUGAAGAACAUAAGAUCUCUGGUCUUGAGGCGGUCUUGAUUGAAGUAUUUAAUACAGUCAUACAUUAAGCAAUAUAGAAAGAGAACAUUUGAAAAUUUAGCGUGUUUCCUUUCCACAAUAAAAACUGGGAAUAUAGAAAUAGAGAUAACGUUCAUAUACAUUGGAUAAUGAUUUAAUUGAAUUUUGAUUUCGAAAAACGUAUGAAGUUGAUUAGUUUUAAUUCUUCAGUGUUCCGAUGAGAAGUUUCCAACACUGAAGCGAAUACGAUUGAACAACAUGUCAUGAACCUAUGUUGUACAAAUAAUAUAGACCGAAAAUAAUAAAAUUAUGUCUUUCGUACUCACAAUUUAUGAAAGUUUACACGAGGAAGGCUAUUUUCUUUAUAUACCUAACAUUAAUUCUAGCACCAUCAUUAACCACGAUCCCAUUGCUUAAAGUAUAAAAGGGAGAGCCUUCGUUUUAUAUGAUGUGUUUAUUAGAAAAACAACUUGAGGCUUGGAUUACAGAAUGAAAUAAGCUAUCAGUCCCCCCCCCCCCCUUUUCAAAAAAAAGCAAACAUGUUUCUCUUUGGUU
Schizosaccharomyces octosporus yFS286 is the source of this 2439-nucleotide messenger RNA. Its product is annotated as nitric oxide dioxygenase. Gene Ontology annotation, cellular component: intracellular anatomical structure. The transcript has a single exon. Gene Ontology annotation, molecular function: heme binding; oxygen binding; nitric oxide dioxygenase [NAD(P)H] activity. Bases 185 to 1453 code for a protein of 422 amino acids. Gene Ontology annotation, biological process: nitric oxide catabolic process; cellular response to nitrosative stress. NCBI's taxonomy places the organism in Eukaryota, Fungi, Ascomycota, Schizosaccharomycetes, Schizosaccharomycetales, Schizosaccharomycetaceae. The record is from RefSeq and is a predicted model, not a curated record.